Xyrichtys novacula (pearly razorfish) is the source of this 12585-nucleotide messenger RNA. Lineage: Eukaryota; Metazoa; Chordata; Actinopteri; Labriformes; Labridae. The record is from the annotation of a GenBank genome assembly.
UGCUUUGAGGUUGAACUCAUCAAACUUAAAUCAUGCUUUUUGUGUGUCUAUUAAUAUAUUUUUCUUGCAAGUUGUUCAUGCUAAAGUUUUAUCUGUUAGCUGUAAAGUAAGCUAGUUCCUGAUGACAAGGCUCUGGGUUAGUUGUAACAGCAAUGAAAAAUGUUACAACCUUCCCCAAGCAAACUUUUUAUUAUCUUUAUGUUUUUUUUUUUAAAUUCAGUAUGCCUAGUCUUGGAAGAGAAAGACUGACUGGGGGUUCCUCUCAAUAUUUUGUUCAGUUCACACCAUAGACUGUAUAUAGAAUGGACGCCGUCUGCCUCCACGAUGGGUGAAGCCAUUUCGAGAACAGCACCCUCUGUUGAUGGGCUGCAGUAUAGAUCAUAAAUCCCGCCUCCGCAAGCAAAGCUUAUGGGGCUGUGGACAAACUUUAGGAAUUUAUUACACAGAAUAUACAUUUUUCAGUGUUGACAUGUAGUUACUGUGAGACUGGUUAGUGCUCAAGUCCUCUUUUGUCUGUGCAGCUCCAUUUUUAAAAGUUAUUAGGGGGUUCAUGUUUUCUAUGAUUGACACUUCAUAAAGCCUAUAGGCGUACGAAGAUUACGUAGCUCACCCGGGUGAUACGUUGUUUAAGCCAAGCAUCAUCACAAAGACUCUCAGCGACUCUCCCGCCGAAUGCGCACAACGCUACUGUUCAAUGUUGGUUUCAGAAAUGAAGAAAAAAAACAGGCGGAAGGCGGAACCAAGUUGUCCAUAGUAUAUACAGUCUAUAGUUUAGACACAUGCGCACACACACUGCUGUGUAAUUGUUGAAGCCACGGCAAAGACACACACUCACACAUAGCCUACUUAUAUUCAGUCGAUUCAUAUUUUCACAUUUUGUUCAGUUGUAUCAUGUUUAGUUGUCAGUCACUUCUAGAACUGGCAGUAUCUAACAUAUAGGCUCAAACAAACACACACACACACACACCAGUUAUAUUAAAGUGUUAAAUACAGAGCUUCCAAUCAAUAAAGUUUUGUCAUUAUCCUAAUUUUUUAGUGUUACAUUUCACCCCAGGGUAUGUUACAACUAACCCAGACUAUGGGGUGAAUCGUAACAUUUCACUACAUGUGUUUCGGACUAAAUUAUGCGUAGUCUGUUUGUGUUGCAGGGGUAACUGCUACAGCAUUAAAUAGCAGAUACAUAGACCUAGUUUGUAUCAAAGUUUGAAUGCACUGGUUUAAAACAGCUCUGAGAUACAGACAAAAAUGUUACAACCAUCCCUGGUCUCCCCUAGUCUACACUUUGCAAUAAAUAUUUGCAUGAAAUAGAAUAAAAUCUAUUAAUUUUCGGCGCCUAAUGUGAUCUCUAACAUUUUAAAAACAACUCCGUGUCAACUGAGAACAUUUUGUUCAAAGACUCUUUUCCUUCCUCAACUUUGCUGCAUUGGGCUGUUCACAACAAAGAAAAAUGACGGCUGCAGAAAGCUCUUACCACACAAAGGAAGCAGAGACUGUAGCUCUGUCCUUCUCCUACGGAAAACCCUCUCAGGUGUACUCCUAAAGCACGUGCAUUGCGCAAGGUCUCUGAAAAUGUCUCUUAUCGUUUCCUCAAACUCUCGGCAGAAUUCCCUCAAAUGAGCGAUAAACUCUUUCAACAGUCGGGAACAAUUUCUACAAAAACUCGAAGCCAUGACUGCAUCUUCUCUGGAGGGUUAAAACACCUGUCUGUUUUGUGCAAGCGGCGCAUGGGUACGCCCACCGUCGUCACGUGACACAAAGGUAAAUAAGAGUUAGCUAAUUCAGCAUCACAGCCAUCUGACAGGUUUUAUAAAUAGAGAUUUGCAAAUACAAGAGAAUUAAUAAUGUGGUUUAACCAGCAUAUAUUUUAUCACAAGAUAUCUGAAACAGAUUUUUUCCUUUUGAUUUUUAUUGGACCGACAAUUUUAGAUAAAAACAACAUUAUUAUUUUUAUAAUUCAGAGAGCCGAAACUUCUCCCAAUUAAAACCCUAUUUUCAGCUGUAAAAGUUGUAAUAAUCUCCGUUUUAAGUAUCCAACACUUAAUGGUUUCUGCAUGGGAGGAAGCAACUCAAUUCGUCUGGAGUGACGAUACUACUGUCACCAAUCUCAUUGGUGGAUUUGUUGUUUUGAAUGUGUACGUCACGAACAUGGUGGCUAAGCUCCGCCCAUGAAUUUAGCGGUUGGCUUGGAAACCGCUGAAGCGUUGUUGUCGGCCCCGGAGGUCAGCGUUAGCAAUCACAGCCGUGUAGAUACACUCGGUUAGAGAUUCACAGUAUGCCUUUUUAUGGCAUAUACGUGGAAUUUGUUGUAUAUUAAUGCUCAGAGUAUGCUUACUGAGGAAGUGAGUGUCAGGGUUUAAACGUGGUGAGGUAAAACUGCCAUUAAGCUAACGUUAGCACUUAGCAGGCUAGCUAAUGUUAUCUAAGGGUGAACUGUAAAUGCCCACAAAGGUUGUUGUACUGGAGGUAUUUUUAUCCUCUUGUUGACAGGAUGCCCUUUUGUGUCAGUGAGUUUAUCUGCGUUGUUUCGUUGUGUUCAGAAUAUCUGCUAUCAGACCAACAUAGAGGUGAUCCUGUGACUUCUGCAUUGUUUACAGUAUUUCCUUUAUUGAUGAUUUGAACCGAAAACCUUCAUGCUUGGAUUCCUCCCUCUUCGCAAUCAGCAUGAGAGACACUUCAGCGCCUGACAAUGCCAGCAGGUGAGUUUUCUGCUGUCCCUGUGCCACUAAAGUGUUACAUAAUACUGAUCAAGUAGUAAUACCACAAUGUUUGGUCCCGCUGCACAGUUUUCAGACUUAUGAUCAUCAAUAUACACCUUAUUUAUAGAAUUGCUGUAGUAAAAAUGCAGAAUACUUUUUCUCAGUCUUGCAUUAUUGUUGAUUAUUACAUUUGAUGCAUUAUAAUGUGAUUAUAAUUGUGUAGUUUUUGGUAAAGAACGCUUGGGUAGGGUUGCAGAUGGGAGUCUGGGCAUUUUGGCCAUGAUUUUGCACCUAAUGCCAAAUUUGCUUUUCUAGAGAUUAACCAAAUGAGGCCAAACAGAGAUAUGUAAGUUAUAGUAUAUGAGAGGAAAAAGACUAACAAAAAAGAUCCCAAUUUUUAUUACACAUUUAUCUUUAAAAAACCCACAUUUUUUAUGUCACAAUAUUUAUCACAAAAAGAAAACAUACUGCAUUGUCAUUUUUUCUCCCCAACAUCCUGCAACCUUUGAUUAACCAUGAUAUAGUUUCUAGUAAAGAUGGGACGUCUUGUUUUGUGCAUGUGGAAAAAAAACAAUGAAGGGAGUACCUUAAACCUGCAGAACAUGAAAGUUGCGCCAAAGUACUGUUUAAUGAACUGUAUUUUAUAAUAUUCACCCUUCACUAUAUAAUUACUCAAUGCUUUGACGGCAUAUUAACUGACUUCAGUGUUGCAAGCUCAUGCCUGUUUUGUCCAGUAAUGACUGUGAUGUCUCCUUUUGCAGGUGAGAGUGAUGAGCGGGCGAAGACCCGUGAAAGAUUUAACGAGGUGUUCAAGAAAUACACUGAGUCAGAGAAGAAAAAGGUGAAGAAGAAGAAGAAUGCUGAAACUCAGGAAGCCAUUGUGGUAGGUUUUCCACGAAUGCAGAUGUGUCUGUUUGUUCUGUACUCAACCAUGCUUCUGCUGUGUGACACAUGGGGAUCAUUUAGAAAAUCUUGCAAUUUUGGGUGUGAGUAGGUAGGGUCUGGCCUGAAUGGCAAGUUUGCUGUGUCAUUUUUACUUUCAAUGCAUUAGAGAUGCAGGAUGCAUACCUAGCAAGUGAAUAAAACUUUGCAAAGUGAAGCUCACAAAUUUAAUGGCAGAAGUCUGUAAGGAGUUUUGCAUACACAUAUUUUAAAUUCUCUUUUGUACCCUCAUUUCCUUCAGCUUCAGAAUCUAAAAAAGAAUCUAAACCUUGACAAGGACACAGAAGACGAUGAAACGAUCCUCCAGAACACAUAUCACCCUGAGCAGGGCAGCCCUCGCUACACCAAAAAUAAGCGAAGAGAGAGGGAAACGGCAGAGAAAAUCAAUAUCAACAACAGCAGAAACCAAGAGGAGAUCCCAACUCCAAAGGGGAAGAGGAAGAGUAAAAGGGAGCUUCCCUCCCUCCCUGUUUCUGAGGACGCCGCAAGUUACAUUGAAAAGGAUGUGAACGCUUCCAAGUCUGAGACUGCUUUGGAGGCGGAUGACGAAGGCGGGGAGAAGGAAACAAAGAGAAAAAGUAAGAAGGGGAAAAGCAAAGGAGCUGCAGAGUCCAAAGGAGAGAGUCAGGUGGAGGAUGCAGAGGACAAGCUGCUGCAUGAAUACCAGCAGCAGAUAGCACAGGAGGAGGAGAGGACUUUAAAGAAGUCAAGAAACAAGAGCGAGGAAGACAGUAUCAUCUCCCAGAAUGUUACCCUGAAUAAUGAUGUAGGAAAGAAGAAGAAGAAGAAGCUGAAAUCUGUCGUCUCACAGCCACAAGAAGAGUGUGUAUACCUACUGCGUCUGUAGACUAAAAUGCAUUUUUUUAGUGUGUUAGCAGCAUAACGGAGUAAGACUUUGGUUCUUGUAGGGAUCAAGAUGACGAAGCUGACAGGAACACUGGCGCUGACGAGGAUGAAACCGAAGCUAAAGGAAAAAAGAAAAAGAAGAAGAAAAAACAUGGUAACUUGAUGUUUAUUAGUAGGUAAUCAUCUACACAGCUAGUUUAUGUAUAAUCAGCUGAUGAAUCUCUUGUUUGUUGUUUUUGAUCUCUGUGUCUUUAGUCGUCAAAGAAGAGAGUGAAACUGAAGCAGACGUACCACAGAAACCAACAUUUGAUGACAGCCUUGUGCUGGGGGUAUACAUCCACAGAACAGAUCGCCUCAAAACUGACCUACUGCUCUCACACCCCAUGGUGAAGAUCCAUGUAGUGGAUGAAAACACUGGACAGUAUGUGAAGAAAGAAGACUGGUAAGAAUGGACAAACUUAGAUUUCCAAGAAUUCAAUGUUAAACUCUGCUGUUACAAUCUUUGUUUGGUUAAUUCAGGCUAUACGGUCACUCAUCUAAUUUCAAAAACGAUCUUAGAGUUAAAAUGUUACUAUUGUCUUUUUGGAGCCACCGUCCUGUUUCCUCGUUUUAUGAGCAAGAGAACGUCGACCACAUUCUUCCUAUCAUGACUCAACCGUUUGACUUCAAAAAGAACAAAUCCAUCAUCCCCGAAUGGCAUGAGCAGAUCAUCUUCAACGAACGUUUUGGAUACUUUGUUGAGCAAAACGACGAAAGCCCCAAAGUCAUCCUCUUCUUUGAAGUAAGAGACAGUGCUGCAGACAUAUUGUGCUAAUUUUGACAUUUUUAAAUAAUGUUUUUGAUAUUUUUCAAAGAUCCUGGACUUUAUAACCAUGGAAGAAGCCAGGGCCAACGUUGAUGUUGACAAGCAUGAGCGAGGAUUCAGAAAGAUCGCUUGGGCGUUCCUCAAGGUGACCAGUCAUUUAAAGAAUUAACUCCCUCUUUCUUUUUACAUGCUUGUUUUAAUGCUUAUUCCUCUUUUUCUUAAAUUAUCCAGAUGGUCGGCACAAAUGGUGUACUGAAUAUCGACAGUAAACUUCGCCUCCAGCUCUUCUGCCCUCCACCUCGAGCAAAGGGACAGCCGAAGACGAUUGAGGUGGUCGAGUGGUGGAGGAAGUACCCUCGACAGAAAUAUGCAUCCACACUUUAUGUCACGGUGAAGGGCAUUAAACUCCCUGAGCAUGUAAGUCAGUCUCUGCUGAACAGACACUGUGAAUGAUAUCAUAAUGUCUCACAUUUCUGCUUGAGGCCUACAGAUCUAUAAAUGCGUAAUGAAUAAGUAUUAAUGUUGCCGUAGAGAAUCAAGAUUAAAGCUAAAUACAGCAGAAGUAGUAGAUUCACCAACACAUUUAACUAAGAUGGUUUUUGCUCUGCAGGUGGAUCCCAGUGUGCGGUCCAUGAUGGCCCUGCAGGAGGAGAGGGGAAGCACCUCCUACAGUGAACUGCAGAAUGAGGUCACUAAGAAAAGCCUUACUCAGCCUGUCGAGAGCAAACCGCCAGCCUUAAGAUGGAGCAGACUGCCUGGACAGGUCGGUAGACUUAGGAUUGGUUUAUGUCCUUUAAAUAGCAGGAGAAACGUAACGCUGUUCUGUGUUGUGUUUCCUUUUUUGUCCUGUUCUGGAGUUCUUGGGUCAGAUUUCGGGUCCAAUAAUAAGGCCAUGUGUCAUAAUUUUUCAUUCUAGAUAGAGAAAUGUGUUAUUAUAGCUUGGCAAGAGUGAAGGAGGUUUCCAGAGUGCUGAGUUCUAGAGAGUAGUGGGCUGAAAUGAGGGUUUUCAGUGACAGCAAUCAGAGACAAGUACUUCUUUGAACCUAAAAGAAUAUAGAGCUAUCACAAAGGUAAUAGCAGGACAGUACAAUGCCUGAUAAUGAGUAUAGUACGGAGUAUUAUAGUAUUCCAAGGAGUCACUAUAUUAUGUAAGGUCUUUGUUGAGCCUCUCAAAUAUUUUGUUUUAUGUGGUUCAACAAAAUUGACAACAUCACAUAUCCAUUUCCAGAAAGUACUGUGUUUGUUAACAAUAAUAACAAAAGGUGAACGGUAUGAGGAACAAUCAGCAGCAGUCAGAGUUACUCAAGUUCAGUCAGAAGGAUCAAUUACAGAGCAGGAACUCUCUCAUGUUAUUGUUUUAUAAGAGAGCCUAGAAAAAAUGCAGUCAUUUUCUUAGUGCGUGGUUGACAGCACAGUCCUUACAAGAGUCUCUUUGUUUAAGGUCUGCCGGAUUCCUAACAAGCCCAUACUGUCGUUCCGUGGUGGCCAGAUGGGGUGCUUCACGGUGCUCUUCUCUCACUCUGGCACGAUCCUGGCUGCUGCGUGUGCUGACAGAGACGCUUUCCCUGUCGUAGGUAAGCAACACCUCAUCAGCAGCUGUAAACUUUCCCCCUCGCUGAUGCUCUCGUAGACUCCUCAGCGGAAAUCUCUGGCUAAUUAACCUGCUCUUUCUGCACAGUUGUCAUUACUCAGGAGCCUACUGCCCCCAGCAUGUCCAUACAACUUAAAGUACUCUAAUUUAUUGGCUAAUAAAGGUGUUUUUUUUUUCUGUUUCAGUGUAUGAGAUUCCAUCUGGUAAAGUUUUAGCAGCUUUCAGUGGCCAUCUGAAGAUAGUUUAUGAUCUCUGCUGGUCCAGAGAUGAUUGGAGCCUUUUGUCUGCCUCCUCUGAUGGAACUGUCAGGUAUGUUUCUGAUAAUUACAUCAUACAGAAAAUGAAUGACUGAGUUGAUGUAGCUGCAGUGUUUUUGUUGUGCCUCUAGAGGGAGUAAACUGUCCUGGUAUUGAAAAGUUCCCCUCUGGUGACACAGCAUAUUUUCCACAACUUGUCUUGUACAUGCAUUAUUCAACUCUUCUUCCUCUCUUCCUCAGAGAAUGGAACGUGGAGAAACUUUCGGGAACGGCCCAGAAGGUUCUCCCUCAUCCCUCCUUCGUGUACUGCGCUCAGUACCACCCCACUGCCCAGAACCUGGUGGUGACAGGGGGUUACGACUCUUUGGUGAGGGUGUGGAGGUUGGAUGUGGAUGAUGUGAACGGCCAGCUGCUGCAGGAGUUUGAGGGUCACAGCAGUUUCAUCAACACAGUUUGCUUUGACUUUGAAGGUAACUAUUGCUGUGUCUCUGCCGCACAUUUACAAACAUGAUCAUGAAUUGGCACACUGUACCUCUCACCCAGUACGUGCUGAGAUAGGACCAAUGCCAACUGCUUUCAUGCACAAGAUAGGAUUGAUUCCAAAUAGUGUUAUUGUGUGACAAUAAAACAGUCACGAGACUCAGAUAAAAGUGGGAAUUUACUGCAUGCAUGUGUCAACAUAAUAUUAUGGAGGGCACUAUCCAUUUUUUAUGCUCUUACCAUCUGCGACUCUGUUUAUGAGGGGUGAGGCCCGUCUUCUUCUGUAAUGCAGAUCGAGUGUAAUAUUAUCGCACCCUGUUAUAGCUGAUGCUCUGUUAUUGUAUUUGUUGCAACCAGGGAGUAGGAUGUUCUCUGCAGACAACACGGGCCUCAUCAUUGUGUGGAAAACUUCCGUAAAUGACAGCAGGCAGCGUCAGCCGUGCAGUCGCUGGAGUAUAGAGAAGGUAAUUGAGAUCAGAGUCGACUACAUGUGCAUGCAUAAAGCAUAAAAAGUUCUGCUUGUGCAAGUUCAAAAGAGAAUGGAGAGAUGUUUGAAACUGUGCGUGUUUUCUCUUUUGCAGAAAAUUGACGAAAGCGACCUCAAGGGGAUCCCUGUCACCAUGCUGCAGCUCCAUCCGAAUGGCCGGUGCCUGCUCAUCCACGCCAAAGACAGUGUGCUCCGGAUGAUGGAUUUAAGAAUGUAAAUAAGAUUAGACAAAAGGAUCUGUUGAGCUGUAUUCUGAAUCUUUAUUCUGAGCGUGGCCACUGAUUUGGUUUGGUUUUCUGGAUUGCAGGCUGGAUUUUUGUGGUGCAUUUCAUACCUGAAUUGAUUAAGUGUGUCAAAUUCUUUAUAAAACUUUUCACCAAGUUGACAGCCAUUUAAAAUAUAAACUAAGACAUGUUUUAGAAAGGCUGCACCCUCCGUUUUUUAGAUGUGAUGCACACAGAUCUUGUCGUUUGCCAACAUUACCAAUCGGGCUUUUUAACAAUAGUGAUGACUCUAAUAACAAUUAAGUAUUGUAGGAACAAAUGGGAAUAGGAUAAAGCAAACAUCUGAGCCAAUUAACACACAUACACAUUAUACUAGCACUAACAGUAGUCUAAAACAUGUCCUCACAUGUAUAUUAAUACAUGGUUGUUGUUAUAGCCACAUUUUCUCUCUCUUUCAGUCUGGCUGUAAAGAAAUACACUGGAGCCACAAACUACAGAGAGCGGAUCUACAGCACUUUCACGCCAUGUGGGAACUUCAUCUUCUCCGGUAGUGAGGACGGGAUGGCAUAUGUCUGGAAUGCUGACACGGGUGAGGAUGAUGCUUUUGCUUCUUUUUUUUGUGAUACAGAAGUCAGGCUAUUCUUGAUUACUAUAUUUGCAGAAUGACUCCAGCUGUCAGUCUGUUUGUCUUCCCAGGUGACCAAGUUGCCGUCUACUCUGAGCUUUGUUACCCCACUGCUCUACACGGUGUGUCGUUCCACCCGCAUGAAAACAUGGUGGCUUUCUGUGCCUUUGGUCAAGGCCAGCCUGUCCAUGUGUACCUGUAUGAUCGGAAAGGUUUGUGGAGAGAGCAUAACAAGCCCCUUUUUCUCCUCCUCCUCUCUUAUUCCUGAGCUAACUGAGAUGUAAAUAUGUCACUGUGUUUCAAAGCGUCCCAGAUGGAGGUGCAUCAUAUAAAGGCCAUGAGCAGAUCAGCUUCAGCCGACAUCAGAACUAUGAGGAACACACCUGAUACGCCAGUGUUACAGGACACAUCUGCUUCUUCAGCGAUGGAUCAGUUUGCACAUACAGCACGACUUGCAUUAAAAAUGCAGUGUAUCAAAGAAACACUGAACUCAGUUCUUGUAAGUAACAUUUCUGACUCGUUUACAUUCAUUCAAAUGAAAAUACAGACAUUCAUACAGUUACAUCCACUGAAACGUCCUCUUUCUCACUAUUCCAGGAGCCUCAACACAAGUCUUCAACUUCUGGAUACAUGUUUGAGCAGGGUAAAGUUUGUGUUUUCAACCUCAGCUUUGUCCUGUAUAAUUCAUUGUCUCUUAAGACAGCGAGUGAUCCGUCUUUUGUGUGUUUGGUUUGCAGGCAAAACAGGACUGACACACACAGGAAGGAGCUUGACAUCAGAGUCUGGCAUGGUGAGUUCUGGAUCAGUAAUCCUCAGUGUUUGUUGAGCUCAUACCUGGUGACUCACCAGUCCAGGCGCUGAAACUUGAAACACCACAAACACAAAUCUCAAAGUUUAACAUUUUGAAGAGUCAAUCAUGAAAAUUAUAAUUAACCACUGACAAGGAAAGUUGCAUUAGAAAGCUUGAGCUGGUGGUAAUAAAAGGAGAGUAACAACUGAUUUAGGAUUAUUUGAAGUGGAAAAAAAUAAAAAAUUUAUCAUUUUCUUUGCAGGCUGGGUUAAACGCUUCAUUACCACCUCCGUCUUACUUGUCCCCACAUUCCAAGCUGCAGCUGUCUGGUUCUCUGGCUGAGCAGUUGAUCCCCCAAGCAGCUCUUAGCACCCAAAACCGUAAGUAGCUCACACUGUUAAUGGCACACUUAUAUGUCUUAAACCAGUGAAUGGUUUUACUGCUGCUCUUUGAAUAUUAAACAAGAUUACUGCUGCACAAGGUACAGCAUGAGAGCAUCGUGUAACACUCUUAGGAUGAAAUAGUGAUGCCAUUCAUUUUUUAUUCUUGCAUUCUUGUUUUUUUUCAGGAGGGUUUAGUCCAGUUGGUCAGCGGCUAAGAGGAUCUUUCCGGCUGCAGGUAUGGCUUUAGUAGUUUCACAUUCUUUGACUGGAAUCUGAACCAGAUACUGCAUUUGGAAGUCAACUAUGAGCUAUCAUACAGCUCCUGCAGGAUAAACAUAAUGUUUUCACUCCCCCAGGCCCUUCCUGACCUCUUUCCCAGCGGCAUCAACGUAGAAGCAGAUUCUGCACCUGUGCAACAAAUUGUAAGUACAGACUGUAGCUGUAAACACAUUCACAUGAAACCUUCACUCUCAUAUGUAAUCCCCCCGUCACCUUGUCUUUUCUAGGUCGUUGCGCUCUAUGAUUAUAGAGCUAAUCGCUCUGAUGAACUGACCAUACACCGCGGCGAUGUCAUUCAAGUGCUCUACAAAGACAAUGACAACUGGUGGUUUGGGCGUCUGGUCAAUGGGGAACAGGGAUAUUUUCUUACAUCUUAUGUCGUAGACCAGAGUGAGUGUUACAUUUUCUUUUUGAAGUUCCAAUUAAUCUACAAGUCAUCUAAUUAGACAACAGGGCUGACACUUGAUGUUAUCUUCGGUAAUAAGCACCUGAUGGAUGAUAUGCAUUAGGUCCCAAACAGGGUCACAUGACUUGGAGUUGUGUUGUAUUGCAGGGGACUUCAAUGAAGAAGCCACCCAGGCCGCGGAGGCACCACCUGCCCCUUCUGAGGGGACUGUCGAGAGGUCAACCCCAACCAGGGUAAGGAGAUAAGUAUGGGAAAGAGGUGAAACAAGGUGUUGUUGUGGUGGGGUAUUCAUUUCUUGCACUGCAUAUGGAGGUCUUCCUUUGCUUUGGUCUCUGGAUAGUCAUACUUUACUUAACUUUUCAUGUUUCAUACACUUGGGGCUAGAAAGGUGGCUUUGAAAAGUUAGUAUCUUAAUUAUGUACAGGCCUAAAUGGGGAAUAUUUGUAUACCAACUAGCAAAUUUCAGUUCCCAAAUAUUUCAAAUUAAAUCUUUUAAACAUGCGAAAUAUUACACUUACUUAACACUUCUCUGUUACCGUUUUCAUGUGAAGCUGUUGGUUUGCUGACUUAGCAUUAAAUAUCUGCACUGCUUUGUCUUAAGCACAGUCUCGCAGUGUUUUUUCAAUCCUACUACUGUAACCCAAAUUCUGCGAAUACUUUUAGGAUUUGCAUGUCAUGUGCUUCCUUAUGACUGCCUGAGCUACAGUGAGAUUCUCCUGCUGAAAAAUUCUCAUGAAAUCUACAGUUAAACGUGUACUAUAUGCUGAGAACAUAUUUCAGCUGUUGUGGAAAAAUAAAACUGCCAUGCUUUUGUAGAGCGAUCAGCCCAGCUUAAGUAAAACUAUGAUAGAUGAUGAGCCACAAGUCAACCUGUAGUGGGAUAGCACUUUUAUAUAUGAUCCAAAAGAGAGUUAAAACAAUUCCUCAUUAUUGUGGUCCAAUGGUGUUGGGUGCAUUUUCUUCUCCUUUCAUUCUGUCUUCUACUUCUUUUCUUCCCUCCUGCUUUUUCAAGGUAUCUGCUGCAAUUAGCUCUUCUGGUGAGCUUAGGUUUCUUUCUGAGCCGACGCACUCUGACACCGAGCCUGAGAUGAUGGACGCCAGGUAAGUGGCUCACUUCUUUCUGAAUUCUCUGAUUCUUUUUCACACGGUUGUGGUGCCUGCGUGAAGCUCAAAAGUUUUUAUCUCUCAAGCAAAAAUAAUUCAUGGAAAUAUGACAUAUUUUAAAAGAUAUACUUUUGUUUGUACACUGGUGCUCCCAUAGAGCUAGGAGGAAAAAGAAGGUGAAGAAGCUAGCAGUCCCUGUGUCUCCUUCUCAAGCCACAUGUUCAGAUGCAGAUGCCUCCGAAUUGACCAGCACCCAGAAGAGAGGUAGAAUAACCAAGAGACCCCUCCCGAAGAGACCGACAGGCCAGACUAAUGGUGCCUUUGAGUCUGAUGCAUAAAUGUGUGGACACAAGAUUGUUUUUACUCUAAACUGCAUUCAUUUUUUAUCCUGAAAUACAUUUUUUGUAACGGAAAUAAAAGUAAAGAUCUACUUUGUCAUCUUUUUAUAUCUGAGCUGCCCCCAAUGUUCAUACUAAAGCUUUUAUUGAAUAUAGACAAAUUAAUUAAUGUUUUGCUAUCUUUGUUGUUAUUGUAUGUUUCAUAGCCUCUGAGAUUAACGUUUUGGAUUUUCCUGUGUGAUAUUUGCAAAUUUUUAUGUACAUACUGUCAUUUUUUUUUUUUUUUAAAUAUGUCUCAAGUACUGAAAUAAAUAUGACCCUUGGCUUUCCUA